AUGAAGUUCGUGAGAAACAUAUUGAACAAUAUUAAAGAUGCAGAAAAAGAAGAAGGAGAAGAAAAUAAGAAAUUAGAAAAAGUCCGCAGUAGGGAAGUAUAUCCUUUUGAGAGAGUGGAUAUCUUAAAGCUGAGCGGUGUAGCGUGCAGCGUAGUUCGGGAGUUGGCUGAUGAGAGCGCCAGCGGCGCACGGGGAGCAAUUUGCAGGCGUGGGGGGUCUCUGGGGAGGAGGCCGAGCCCUGCGGCGCAGCGCCGAGGGGGGCGCCCACCCCCCCCUGCCCCCCAACCGACAGUCCCUCUCACCCCAUUCCGGUCCCCAUUCCAUCUCGUACCCUCUCAGCCCAUCUCACCCACUCCCAUCCCAUCGCUGCUGCGCACCCAACGCGAAGCGCCUCGUAUCCGGCUCGCCCCUUCUCGCGGAGCCUCCGCUCGCCCGCGCGCGCCUCCACGUGCACAUCCGCCGCUGCCGCCCGCCGCACUUAGUGCCUCUGAGCCACAGAGCGCCCUCCCCUCCCUCCCAAAGAUGUUGGCGCUCGGAUUCAAGGAGAAGGUGCAACCACUUGCAUCUUCCUUUACGACAGGCGUCUCAGACACUGAUAGGGCCGCCAACCUUGACCAAAGUAAAAAAAAAAGCGGCAUGCGGCUCGGGUGCGGGCAGUUGGACACCCCUGCCGUGGAGCGUGGGCAUUCGUGGGGAGCAUUAGCACGCGGCACGCGGGGCGGGGCGGGGCGGGGCGGGGCGGGGCGGGGCGGGGCGGGCGGGGGGCGGGGCGGGCAGGCGGUUGGCAGAGCCGCGACCAGGAAGGUGUAUGUCUUGGCUCGUCCAUCCCUGACAGAAGAGAAAUAUGCUACUAAAAAAGAAAAUCUAAGCAAAAUAACAUGUGUGAAUUUUGAUAAAGGUAGUUUUUGUCUUUUCCUUGCAAUUAUUGACACCGGUCUCUUUAUCAUAUCUUUGGAAUUUUUCUUAGUUGAACAACCUUGGGAACAUGAACCUCCUGUUGUUGCGGUUGAGACGCAGGAGUGCCAACCUCAUGUUGCGGUUGAGACGCAGGAGUGCUGGGGCGGGAACUGUGUUCAAAUACCGCAAGCGGAUGAAUGCAGAAGAUUGAAGAGUGUUUCAAGCGUGUUGUACGCGCGAUUGAAGUCUGAACCGAAGAGUAAUGUUUCACACAGAGUGGAAAAAAGUGCCGUUAAUUUUGAACUGGACAUCGAAUCAGUAGAUCUACUAAAUGGUGAUAUAAUCAUAUUCUUUCCAGCCAUUUCGAAAAUAACUUACUUCAAUAUGCAAUUCUGCAAUACGAUGAAGAGCUACAAUGGUUCUUUUAUCAAAAGAUUUAGUUGUUUUAUUAUUAAUAUUACCAAAACCAGGUAUUUUUUUAAACUUGUAUAUAUUUUUUUGAGUUUAGGAAUGACAGUAGUGUUUUUCACACGUAUAUUCUAUGAAAAAACAUCCUUCUAUGGCGUACGCAGUUCCGUGAAUAGAAAUAUAUUUAUCUUCAUAUAUUACUAUAAUCUUGCGAAGAACCAAAUUAAUCUAAUUUUUAUUUUGUGCUUGUUAAAUUGCAAUAACAAUGUUCAA
This is a messenger RNA of Gryllus bimaculatus (two-spotted cricket), 1578 nucleotides long. NCBI's taxonomy places the organism in Eukaryota, Metazoa, Arthropoda, Insecta, Orthoptera, Gryllidae. The record is from the annotation of a GenBank genome assembly.